AUGGAAGAAGCCACUGCCCUCGCCAACCUGGCGUUGCCACAGACCAACAUCGAGCCCAUCUCCCGACCUAGUUCGACCUCGACCUCCGAGUCAGCGUCCGCGUCUUUGCCCCAGUUGCCGGGCAUUUCAGCACUCGCCCAGGCCAAUUCCGCGACCAGUUCGCCCCAGAUGCGCUUCUUCAACGUCGUACAGGCGAAAAAGGGCGACAAGAUGAGAAGCGAUUCCCGCGACCGCUCCCGCCGCAUCCACACCGACACACGCGCCAGCGCCAGCGCCAGCGCCCGCUCCCGCGCCUGCCCCAGCGCCUGCCCCCGCGCCGACUCCAACGUACGCCUCUGGCGGAGGUUCCACCACGACACCACCAUGAUGGCCAGCGGCGCUAACGAUCGCGACUCUACACAGCCAACAUGUCAAAACUGCCAAACCUCGACUACGCCUUUAUGGCGUCGCGAUGAAUACGGGACGGUUCUUUGCAAUGCGUGUGGUCUGUUUCUGCGUCUCCACGGGCGCCCUAGACCGAUUUCGCUCAAGACCGAUGUCAUCAAGUCUCGGAAUCGCGUCAAGACGAUGCGCCCCGGCAUGGCCUCGAAGAAGAAGCAGCAGCAUGGCCACAACUUCACCGGCGCGACCGACCCCAACGGCCUUGACCUACACGGGCAGCAUCCUGGCUCCGCCCAACGACGACCCUCCCAGAAAUCUACGAACGGCAACGCGGACGGCGAAUCCCCUGUGUCUCGGACCGGAACCCCCUCUCUGUACAACCCCAGCCUCCCCGUAUUCCAGGGCAUGGACGACGCGCAGCUUCAGGCAGGCCUGCAAGGGUUCUCCGACAACCGUGCCGGCUCCCCCCUGAACGGCGACCGCCAUCUCGACAUUCCCCAGACCCAUGAACAGCUCAUCGCGACCAACUCGGCCCUCAAGACCCGCGUCAGCGAGCUGGAGUUGAUCAACGAACUCUUCCGUGGCCGGCUGAGCCAGAUGGAACAAGAUGAGGCAAGCGCAAGACGUGGGCAGGAAAUCAGCGGCAAGGCCGAGGCUCAAUUGCGCAUGCAGCUCGAGACGAGCAAGAAGCAGCUGGAAGAGAGCCACCGCAGAGAGAACAACCUCAAACGUCGUCUUGACGAGCUGGAGCUGGAGCUCAAGGAGGCCCUCGAUAUGUCAGACUCUGGUCGCGCAGCAAAGAAGCUCAAGGUCACGGAGAUGGUCGGCAAAUCCGAAGUCUCCACGCCUCAGUCCACCACAUGA
This is a messenger RNA of Colletotrichum graminicola M1.001, 1245 nucleotides long. RefSeq names its product GATA zinc finger. Gene Ontology annotation, biological process: positive regulation of transcription by RNA polymerase II; negative regulation of transcription by RNA polymerase II. The transcript is spliced from 5 exons. Gene Ontology annotation, molecular function: RNA polymerase II cis-regulatory region sequence-specific DNA binding; DNA-binding transcription factor activity, RNA polymerase II-specific; zinc ion binding. The coding region runs from base 1 to 1245 and encodes 414 amino acids. The record is from RefSeq and is a predicted model, not a curated record. NCBI's taxonomy places the organism in Eukaryota, Fungi, Ascomycota, Sordariomycetes, Glomerellales, Glomerellaceae.